Corylus avellana is the source of this 1026-nucleotide messenger RNA. RefSeq names its product salutaridine reductase-like. The record is from RefSeq and is a predicted model, not a curated record. Gene Ontology annotation, cellular component: membrane. Lineage: Eukaryota; Viridiplantae; Streptophyta; Magnoliopsida; Fagales; Betulaceae. Gene Ontology annotation, molecular function: oxidoreductase activity, acting on the CH-OH group of donors, NAD or NADP as acceptor.
CCGUAAACUUCCAUAAAUUGGCAUCAACGAACAGCGGAAACAAGUCAACAAACAUGACGAAGAGGGUUGCUGUUGUUACGGGGGCCAACAAAGGGAUAGGAUUUGAAAUAUGUAAGCAGUUGGCUUCAAAUGGGAUCAGGGUGAUAUUAACUGCUAGAGAUGCGAAGAGGGGCAAUGAAGCUGUUGAAAAACUCAAGGCUGCUGGAUACUCCCAUGUGAUUUUUCAUCAACUUGAUGUGGCGGACAAGGCUACCAUUUCUUCUCUUGCAAAUUUCAUCCAAACCCAAUUUGGGAAGCUUGACAUACUGAUAAAUAAUGCAGGGAUUGGCGGAUCCAUAAUCACAGCAGAGGAUCAAAAGAGCUUAAAACUAGAGUUUGAUAAAGUUAUAGGUGCAAAUCCCGGAUCCUUGGAGACAUUUAAGCAAACUUACAAAACUGCCUUGGAUUGUCUAAGAACAAAUUAUUAUGGGAUGAAGCAAGUGAGCAAAGAACUAAUUCCACUUCUUGAAUUAUCCAAUUCUGCAAGAGUAAUAAAUGUCUCCUCCUCCUUCGGACAGCUAGAGCGUGUCUCAAAUGAGAAUGCAAGAAAGGAGCUAGAAGAUGUAGAUGGCCUCACAGAAGAGAAAGUGGACAAUGUGGUGGAAAGGUUCUUAGAAGACGCCAAGGAGAAUUUGAUAGAAAUCAAAGGCUGGCCUGCAAAUUAUUCUGCUUAUUUUGUCUCCAAGGCAGCUCUGAAUGCUUACACAAGGGUUUUGGCUAAGAAGUACCCCAACAUUGCCAUUAAUGCAGUUUGUCCUGGCUUUGUUAAGACGGAUUUGAAUCACAACGCCGGCGUCUUGACUGUUGAAGAAGGAGCUAAAGGUCCUGUCAUGCUGGCUUUGAUGCCUGAAGGUGGACCUUCCGGCCUAUUCUUUGCUAAGACGGAAGUGUCAACCUUUUAAGUGAUAUAUAAUUGGUGCAAUACGAUGCGAUGUUGCUCAUUUUCAUGACACAUUUUGUAAUACUACUUUCUCUAGUUCUUGCAGU